Aricia agestis (brown argus) is the source of this 4585-nucleotide messenger RNA. It is a transcript of the gene Tomosyn, whose product is annotated as syntaxin-binding protein 5. The transcript is spliced from 26 exons. Gene Ontology annotation, biological process: regulation of protein secretion; regulation of exocytosis. NCBI's taxonomy places the organism in Eukaryota, Metazoa, Arthropoda, Insecta, Lepidoptera, Lycaenidae. The record is from RefSeq and is a predicted model, not a curated record. Gene Ontology annotation, cellular component: SNARE complex; plasma membrane; cytoplasm. Gene Ontology annotation, molecular function: myosin II binding; syntaxin binding; GTPase activator activity. Bases 473 to 4426 code for a protein of 1317 amino acids.
GGACGGCCUCUAGCGCCGAUAGUGGCAAGCUGAUAUCAGCUGUGAAUUUUUCUGGUACCGUAGCGAGUCACGUAUGAGGCUACAUGCGCAAAGUGUAUUUAUCUCUGUCGCUAGCGCGCUUGGUGGGAUCAAUCGACCUUCUCGCACUUUUACGGUCAGUUUGCAGUGAGCCGAGUGACGGCGCGUGUCAAAUUCGUGCUCAAUGCGCGUGUGUCGCUUUUCCCGUGUAUCGAUCUGUUCGCAACCGCAUUGCCGUACAUUCCGGAGGCGGUGCCUCGCCUAGUUUUCGUCGAUCGUCGGCGAGGCGGGCGCGUGUCGUCGGCGGCCCGGGCUGCCCUGCGCAGUAGCGGCGCGAGCGCGGGAGACGGACCUUCCUCUGCCAAAACCGGCUCGCUAUCCGCGGCGGAUGGCUGUGAUGUAGCCGAGGCCGAGCGGCCUUCGGACAAAGGAUCCGCGCGACACGUGAUUCACGAUGAAGAAGUUCACUUUCAAGGGCGUGCUGGACGGGUUCCGCAGCUCGGUGCAGGCGGCGCCGCGCGGCACGGAGCAGGAGAUCCAGGAGACGCUGCGCCCCGAGCACUUCCAGCUCAAAAAGACAUUUCGUCACGGGUUCCCGUUCUCGCCGACGGCGCUGGCGUGGGACCCCAUACAGAAGCUGCUGGCCAUCGGAGACAAGGGCGGCAACCUCAGGAUUCUGGGUGGCCCCGGCGUGGACGCCCACGCGCGGCACGAGGCCCCGGAGGCGGUGCUGCACGCGCGCUUCCUCAUCAACGAGGGAGCCCUGGUCACGGCCACGGCAGACGACCAGCUCCACCUGUGGACCUUCCGCCAGAAGUGCCCGCAGCGGGUGCACUCGCUCAAGUUUCAGAGGGAGAGGAUCACCUGUCUGCACCUGCCGCUGCAGUCCAAGUGGCUGCACGUGGGGACGGAGCGCGGCAACGUGCACGUCGUCAACAUCGAGACCUUCGCGCUCUCCGGAUACGUCAUCAACUGGAACAAGGCCAUCGAAGUGACGAGGCCGAACCACCCCGGCGCCGUCGUCGAGGUCAGCGACAACCCACUCGACGCCAGUAAAUUGGCGAUAGCGUUCGAGUCCGGUCUAAUAGUGGUGUGGGACCUGCGCGCGCGCGCGGCGGAGUGGCGCGGGUUCGUAGGCGGGCCGGGGGGCGGGGUCGGGGACGGAGUGCGCGCGGCCGCCUGGCAGCACGACGGCAAGCUCAUGACGGCGCACGUCGACGGCGCCCUCGCUACAUGGACCAUGCGAUCUCCUCGACCCGCCACGCUUACGUAUCCUCAUGCAAAAUCAAACAAAGACGGCAAACCGGAGCCCUGUAAACCUAUCCUCAGGCUAGAAUGGAAAACGUCAAGGACGGGGGAGAGCCUGGUGAUAUUCUCCGGCGGUCUGCCGACGGACAAGGCGGGUCGCACGCACAGCGUCACCGUCCUCAACGGCAAGAGCACCACCGUACUGGAGAUGGAGCACAGCGUGGUGGACUUCGUCACGCUCUGCGAGAGUCCGCACGCUGCAGACUACCAGGAGCCGUACGCGAUAGUGGUGCUGCUGCAGAACGACCUGGUCGUCAUAGACCUGCAGACCCCCGGGUACCCGUGCUUCGAGAACCCCUACCCCAUGGACAUACACGAGUCCCCCGUCACAUGCUGCUCAUACUUCGCUGACUGCCCCUCGGAUUUGAUCCCAGCGUUCUACUCUGUGGGGCGCCAGGGCAACAAGAAGGCGGCGGGCUUCAGCGAGAAGCUGUGGCCGAUAGACGGUGGGGAGUGGGCGCCCGCCUCCUGCUCCUACAGCGAGAUUAUACUCACCGGGCACGCGGACGGCAGCGUCAAGUUUUGGGACGCCAGCGCGGGCACACUGCAAAUAUUGUAUAAAUUAAAAUGCUCAAAAGUGUUCGAGAGGCGGGCGAGCGGGUCCAGCGGCUCGGGCUGCGAGGAGGAGCUGGCCGUCGGCGCGCUGGCGCUGUGCGCGGAGUCGCGGCGGCUGGCGGUCGCGCUGCCGCACGGACACGUCGUGCUGUUUAAGUUCCGCAAGACGGAGACGCAGGCGGAGACGCACGUGCUAGAGAUCCCUGUGAUAGCGGACACGAUGGACGAGGAGGUGUCCCCAGAGCCGGAGAGCGGCAGUCGCUCCGCCUCCUUCAGCCGCGCCCCCGACAGCCUCGAGGGGGAGGGGAGGAGGUUGGGCGGAGGUCUGCGCGUGCGCGGGUGUGCGGGCACGGGCGGCGUGCGGCGCGCGGCCGGCUUCCAGCCCGCACUCGUCGCGCUGCAGACCGGCGCCGCCCAUCCCGUCACUACACUAGCGCUGCACUCCGCCGCCGGCCUCAUGUCGUGGGGCGGCGAGCGCGGCGUGGUGGUGGCGGACGUGUGGCGACGGUGCGUGGUGGUGGCGUUGCCGGCCGCCGCGCUGCACCUCCCCGACCCCGCGCCGCCCCCGCGCCCGCCCCCGCGCCCGGAGCCCGACCCCGACCAGAUGGAGGAGCCGGCAGACGCCGACGCCGCCGAGGACCCCGACCCCAAGCUCGACGCCCGCCGAAAGUCCACCCCGUGGAAGAACUUUAGCCUGAAACGGCAGAUCUCGCGAGUCGAUCUCAAAUUGAAAGCGGCGUUCGCGCCCGCCGAGAGCGAGGAGGAGAGGAGCGCCCCCGGCGAGAGCGGCAGCGCCGAGUCCACGGCCGAGUCGCCCGCGGACGAGAGCGGGGCGUCGCCGGGGGCGGCGGGCGCGGGGGCGGACGUGUUCGACCGCAUGCAUCGCGAGCUGCACGAGCGCCGAGCCGACCCCUACGACCGCAUGCACCGCGAGCUGCACGAGCGCUGGCGCGAGCGCGACCCCGACGCGGCCCCGCCCCCGCCCGCGCCCGCCGAGCCCGCGCCGCGCCCCGACGACCUGCCGCUGUUCGACGAGGAGGGGGCGCCCGCCCGCCCGCCGCGCCGGAGGAGGGAGGAGGUGCGGGACCAGCGCCUGCUGUCCGUGCCCAACAUUAAGUACCGCCAGGAGCGGCGCAAGACGUCGGCGGCGGCGACGGCGGCGGGGGGCGCGUCGCUAGCGGGCAGCCUCAUGCGCCGCUUCAGGGAGUUGCUAGCGAGACUCUGCCCGAGGGACGAACCCACCGGGGACGCCAAGCACGAGCGGGCGAUAGCGGUUCCCCGGCGCAUAGACAAGCUGGACAGCUCGUUCUCGCGGUCGCGCAGCAGCAGCAUGUCCAGCCUGGAGAACAUCGCGCAGGAGGGCAUCUCCUGCCUCGCCUUCGCCGACAGCUACACCAAGAAGACGGACCCGACGUCGCUGCAGCCGACGCUGUGGGUGGGGACGACGGCGGGGUCGGUGUUCACGAUGACGGUCGCGCUGCCCGACGCCGACGUCCGACACACGCAGCCCGUCGCCGUCACCACCAGCGGAGGGCCGAUAUUUAGGUUAAGAGGGUCGAUACUGACGAUGGCGUUUCUGGACUGCAACGGCGCUCUCAUCCCCUACUCCUACGAGAGUUGGAAGGAUGACAGUAAAGAUGGGCGGGAGCGGCGCGAGCGCACGCCGACGAAGCAGACCUCGUCCGGCGGGUACUGCAGCCCGGGGGCGGGGUCGGGGGCGGAGGCGGCGGCGGACCGCCAGUUCGUGCUUGUCGCGUCGGAGAAGCAGGCGCGGGUGCUGGCGCUGCCCAGCCACAACUGCGUCUACCGCCAGCAGAUCGUCGAGACGGACUUCGUGGUCAAAGCCGAAGUCAUCAGCAUGAAAGACAGCGUGUGCCUGGUGACGUACCUGUCCACGGGCCACGUGGCGGCGUACAGCCUGCCCUCGCUGCGGCCGCUCGCGCAACAGGAGUUCCUGCCGCUCGCCGAGCUCAGCUUCCAGACACAGUCCAAACAGAGGGGUAUCGUAGACCCAAUGCUCUCCAUUUGGGGCCAGCAACUGAUAGUUAACGAGGAUACGGAUCAAAUAGCGAAGACAUUCUGCUUCAGCAAUCGCGGGCACGGCCUCUACCUCGCCUCGCCCACUGAGAUACAGAAGUUCACCAUGGACGCUGACUUCUGCCAGCAGCUGAACGAGAUGCUGGGCGAGCUGUUCCUGGCGCGCGACAUGCCGGACCCGCCCAAGGAGAGCUUCUUCCGCGGACUGUUCGGCGGCGGCUCCAGACCCUUCGACCGCGAGGAGCUCUUCGGCGAGAGCAGCGGCAAGCCGAACCGCGCGGUGGCGCGGCCGGUGGCCGCGGCGGCGGAGCUGACGGCGCUGAACGCGCGCGCCGGCACCGCGGCGGGCGACGUGUCGCGCGCGCACCAGCUCGUGGUCGAGCGCGGGGACAAGCUGUCGCAGCUGGAGGACCGCGCCGAGCGCAUGUCCUCGCAGGCCGGCGAGUUCUCCAGCUCCGCGCAUCAGCUCAUGCUCAAGUACAAGGACAAGAAGUGGUACCAGCUGUGAGCGCGCGACCGUCGGCCCGCCCCCCGCCGCGCCGCCGCCGUGUGACGGUCGCGAGACGUGCUCCCGCUGCACUGCGGGCCGGGCCCCGAGCCCGCGUCGCCGCGUCGACGCACCUCAACGCACAAUGCCGGGGGCGCGCCCGUUGUGUCUUAUAGCGGA